UUGAGCAGGAACCAAAACACCCAGACGUCCUCCGUUGCAUUUCGUCUCGGGGAUGGUCCUAAACUUGACAUUUUCGACAUUUCGCCUGUGACAGCUGAAAGUGAACCUCCUCUGUUACCGGUCUGGCGGUUGUUAGACGCAAAAAUGCAAGAAAAGAUGUAUAAACCAAUUCCUCGUAAUGGCUUUGAGGAGAUGAUUCAGUGGACCGAGGAAGGAAAGCUCUAUCCUUAUCCGGUGAACAACGAGUACAUGUUCCAUGAAAGAAACGUGCCCUUUUAUGAACAUAUAUUUUUGGAAAAUUUGAUUAAAGAUGGCUUCCCUUCUUCUGGCCCAAUACGACAUUUCAUGGAGUUGGUCACUCAUGGCCUAUCGAAAAAUCCAUUCAUGAGCAUUGAGAAAAAGCGCGACCAUAUUGACUGGUUUAAGCAGUAUUUCAAAGAAAAGAAAGGCGAAAUCGAUCGAUUACACGAAAAAGAACUUGCGGUUUCCAAAGUGUCUUCCAAGGCGGCUGCGAGAAAAGAGUGA
Soboliphyme baturini is the source of this 525-nucleotide messenger RNA. NCBI's taxonomy places the organism in Eukaryota, Metazoa, Nematoda, Enoplea, Dioctophymatida, Soboliphymatidae. The record is from the annotation of a GenBank genome assembly.